Molecule: messenger RNA, 1720 nt
Organism: Ipomoea triloba (trilobed morning glory)
Lineage: Eukaryota; Viridiplantae; Streptophyta; Magnoliopsida; Solanales; Convolvulaceae
Product: TBC1 domain family member 2A-like
Exons: 7
Coding region: 309-1496 (395 amino acids)
Source: RefSeq, a predicted model, not a curated record
UUUUGUUGGCCCCAGUUUUUUCUCUAAAUUUUCGGAUGCCUUUUUCUUCGAAUUUUCUGUCUUCGUCUCAUUGUCUGUAAACAGACCAAUCAUUGAAAUCGAUCCGUGGCUCCCUGCCACCAUUUCUGUACUCAUUCUUUAUAAAUAAUCUGUUUUGUCAUCUGUUGUUAGGUUUCUUUUCUUUCUUCUUGCUUGAAAUUCGAACGUUGAGGCUACGGCUUUGAUUUGAUUGAUCUGGAAAUCAUCCAUCGAUUGGCGUUGAGAAUUGAUUGAUUCUUGCGAUUGUUGAUAGAGAAAAGGAGGAGGAAAUGUACGGGGCGGUAGCUCACACUCAGAGCAAGAAAGAUUUGGCGUUGGAGUAUCAAGCGCAGAUACAGAUUCUCCGGCCGAGCAUUCAUGCUCGGAGGGCGAAGUUGACGGUGAAAUUCCAGGAUCUGUACGGGUUCACGGUGGAGGGGAAUGUGGAUGAUGUGAACGUGCUGAACGAGGUGAGGGAGAAGGUGAGGCAGCAGGGUAGGGUGUGGUGGUCUCUGGAGGCUACAAAGGGCGCUAAUUGGUAUCUGGAGACGCAGGUCUCCACCAAUCUCAAGCUCUCCACGCUCGGCAACGCAAUCGCGCUCAAGCGCCUCAUACGCAAGGGAAUUCCGCCGGCUCUCAGGCCUAAGGUGUGGUUUGCCCUCUCCGGGGCCGCCAAGAAGAAAUCUACGGUCCCUGAUAGCUACUAUGAUGACUUGAUCUCUGCCGUGCAGGGCAAGGUCACGGCCGCCACCAAGCAGAUUGACCAUGAUCUGCCACGGACUUUCCCUGGUCACCCAUGGUUGGACACUCCAGAGGGUCAUGCUGCUCUUAGGCGUGUACUUGUUGGAUAUUCCUUCCGUGAUUCUGAAGUCGGCUAUUGUCAGGGGUUAAACUAUGUUGCAGCUUUGCUGCUGCUUGUGAUGAAAACUGAAGAAGAGGCUUUCUGGAUGCUCGCUGUCCUUUUAGAGAAUGUGUUGGUUAGCGAUUGUUAUACAAAUAACUUGUCUGGAUGCCAUGUGGAACAAAGAGUGUUUAAGGAUCUGUUAACCAAAAAGUGUCCAAGGGUAGCGUCUCAUUUGGAAUCUCUGGAGUUUGAUGUUUCUCUUGUUUGCACGGAAUGGUUUCUUUGCCUCUUCUCCAAAAGUUUGCCUUCUGAGACAACCUUGCGUGUUUGGGAUGUGCUAUUCUAUGAAGGAGCAAAGGUCCUAUUUCAUGUGGCAUUGGCAAUUUUCAAGAUGAAUGAGGAAGAGUUGCUAUUGACACAUCAUGUCGGGGAUGUGAUUAACAUCAUACAAAGAAAAACUCAUCACCUUUUCGAUCCUGAUGAGUUAACAACGGUUGCUUUCGAGAAGAUUGGCUUUAUGACAAUCACCAAUAUAUCAAAACAGCGGAAAAAACAGGAGUCAGCAGUGAUGGCAGAGCUUGAUCGGAGAUUUCGACGGUUCAAUUCCUUAAAUGAUGGGGAGGAGGUUCAAUGAAUUGUUGGUUGUAUGUAAAAGUGUAAAACUUAUUAUCAGGGCCUGCUGCUGCCUUCUUAGGACAUGAAAUUAUGUUGGCUGGGCAAAGCAGUGCAGUGCAGUUGUAUGGGAGCAAAAGAACAGAUUGAAAUGGUGUCUGUGUUUAGGCAUCAUAAAAAUGCAAAGUUCUGUAACUUUUAUACCAACUGAAAUAUCAUCAAUGCAAUCUGACAAGUUUAAGGAUA